This is a messenger RNA of Megalops cyprinoides (Indo-Pacific tarpon), 2089 nucleotides long. RefSeq names its product single-stranded DNA-binding protein 3-like. Gene Ontology annotation, molecular function: single-stranded DNA binding; protein binding. NCBI's taxonomy places the organism in Eukaryota, Metazoa, Chordata, Actinopteri, Elopiformes, Megalopidae. The coding region runs from base 165 to 1385 and encodes 406 amino acids. Gene Ontology annotation, biological process: positive regulation of transcription by RNA polymerase II. The transcript is spliced from 17 exons. The record is from RefSeq and is a predicted model, not a curated record. Gene Ontology annotation, cellular component: nucleus.
CCAAUAGAAACUGUGCCUGAUUUGUGGCCAAUGUUGGAGAUGUAAAAAAAAAAAAAAUAGGAGGAAAAAACACUAAAGGGGUAGCUAUGGAGAUAGAACGUUAUCCUGGCUGCUUUCUUUGACAGGUGUUGAGUGGGGUAAAAAGUCUUAAAACAGAAGCCAGAAUGUACGGCAAGGGUAAAGGAGCUGUCGUCCCUUCCGAUAGCCAAGCGAGAGAAAAGUUAGCUUUAUAUGUGUACGAGUACUUACUGCACGUCGGAGCACAGAAGUCAGCACAGACCUUCCUGUCUGAGAUCCGAUGGGAGAAGAACAUCACAUUGGGCGAGCCUCCAGGGUUCCUGCACUCAUGGUGGUGUGUAUUCUGGGAUCUCUACUGUGCUGCUCCGGACCGCCGUGAGACCUGUGAACAUUCCAGCGAGGCCAAGGCCUUCCAUGACUACAGUGCGGCAGCAGCCCCCAGCCCGGUGAUGGGCAACAUGCCCCCCAACGACGGCAUGCCCGGCGGCCCCAUGCCACCCGGCUUCUUCCAGGGACCGCCCGGCUCCCAGGCGUCCCCCCAUGCACAGCCACCCCCACACAACCCCAGCAACCCCAUGAUGGGACCCCACGGCCAGCCCUUCAUGUCUCCACGGUACCCUGGUGGACCACGCCCCUCACUCCGUAUGCCAAAUCAGCCACCAGUGGGGGCUCCUGGGUCACAGCCUCUCUUGCCAAACAGCCUGGACCCCACCAGACCGCAGGGACACCCAAAUAUGGGUGGGCCAAUGAGAAUGAACCCCCCCAGAGGAAUGGGGGGCAUGGGGCCACAGAACUACGGUGGGAUGCGGCCUCCUCCCAACUCCCUGGGCGGUCCAGGAAUGCCAGGGAUGAACAUGGGUCCUGGAGGGCGUGGUCCGUGGCCGAAUCCCAAUGCUAACUCAAUAGCAUACUCUUCCUCAUCACCUGGAAACUAUGUGGGUCCGCCAGGAGGAGGAGGUCCACCAGGAACUCCCAUCAUGCCCAGUCCAGGAGACUCCACAAACUCCAGUGAAAACAUCUACACAAUGAUGAACCCUAUUGGACCUGGAGGCAACAGACCCAACUUCCCGAUGGGUCCGGGUCCAGAUGGGCCGAUGGGUGGAAUGGGCCCCAUGGAGCCGCACCAUAUGAACGGAUCGCUAGGGUCAGGUGACAUGGAUGGGUUGCCAAAGAACUCUCCCAACAACAUGGCGGGCAUGAGCAACCCCCCGGGAACGCCGAGGGACGACGGCGAGAUGGCUGGAAACUUCCUCAACCCAUUCCAAAGUGAAAGUGUGAGUGCAGCUGGCCCGUUACCCGUAGCGCACCCUCCCCGACCCCCGACUCCACAGUCAUACGGUUCAUCCCAGCCAAAACGUGGCAGGUGAUGGACAAGACCCCCCUCUCCUACCACAGAACCGAAGGCUGCCUUCCGCAAACCCGUCGCCAUCUAAGUGACAUUCAGGGGAGCAGAUGGGCGUGUUUGUUGGAAAGUAGCUCUUCGCUUAAAACUAGGGGUGUCGUGCUCAGUUCUUGGUGCAUGCUUGACAGUUUCUCUUCUAACCCAGACUUUUUUUUGGCUGAAUCUACAAGUGUGAUUUAAUCUUUUUUUAAGCAAAAAAAAUGUCAAACUGAAUGUGAAACAGUUGGGCCAAAUUCAGUAAUGAAGAGCAGAUACUGGGGCAAACAUAGCAUUCUCACAGCCCCCAGGAAAUGAGCUAACCCCCCCUAGGCUUCGGUGAGCACACAGUGACCUUUGCAUUCAGCCAUUUGUCCGUGUGUCCCAUGGCUGCUGUUGUGGCCUGUGCUCUGUCACACGGUUUGCUGCCUGGUGUUCCGACGGGAAAACUAGGAAGCGCCUGUGGCCAGCAUUGUGUGUUGUUUUCACAGUUCCGAAAAUCAGUAAUAGAUUACCCGCUCUCAUCUGUCCCCCCCUCCCCUUUCUCUCUUUUCAGUAUUCACCCAACAUGACGAUGAGUGUGUGAUUUAGUUUUUUUAUUUUAUUUUGUAUUUUGUAUUUUUAUUUCUUUUUUUUUAUUAUUUUUUGCUUUGCUUUACCCCCCCUCCCCGCCCCGGUCCUUCGAACUUUGGA